Trichoderma virens Gv29-8 is the source of this 516-nucleotide messenger RNA. RefSeq lists its product as uncharacterized. The transcript has 2 exons. The record is from RefSeq and is a predicted model, not a curated record. Bases 1 to 516 code for a protein of 171 amino acids. Lineage: Eukaryota; Fungi; Ascomycota; Sordariomycetes; Hypocreales; Hypocreaceae.
AUGCAUUUACUGUCUCUUCCACAAGCAGCUGGGACCGUACCGACCUCUAGACAGGUGGUAUCUGGUGCUGCUGUUUUCAUUAUUCUAAAGGAGGAUCAACCGACAGGUCGAGAAACACAGGGAGUUGUGCAGGAUGUUCUCACAUCAGGGGACCACCCUCGCGGCAUCAAAGUCAGAUUACGGAGCGGCCAGAUAGGUAGAGUGCAAAGACUUGAUGAUGGGUCUUCCGAGCCAUCGAGCGGGACGACGUGGGCUUCGAACGCCUCCAGUUCAAGAUUCAGCAGCCGGUAUACGGACAUCAGAAACGAUGACGAUUUUGGCUAUCUGCAGGGACCGCCAGAGAGAAGCUUAGCAGACUUUAUGCCAGACCUUGAACCGGCUGCAAACAGUACAUCUUCUGAUGAAGCUGGAGGAGUUCGAAUAGACGAGAGCUCGGUUAUUUGCCCGAUUUGCGAGGCGUUUGAAGGAGACGAAGCUGCGGUUACACACCAUAUUGAUCGGGAACACCUUGGAUAA